Messenger RNA from Daldinia loculata, 585 nucleotides. RefSeq names its product Rho type small GTPase. Gene Ontology annotation, molecular function: GTP binding; GTPase activity. The transcript is spliced from 5 exons. NCBI's taxonomy places the organism in Eukaryota, Fungi, Ascomycota, Sordariomycetes, Xylariales, Hypoxylaceae. Bases 1 to 585 code for a protein of 194 amino acids. The record is from RefSeq and is a predicted model, not a curated record. Gene Ontology annotation, biological process: small GTPase-mediated signal transduction.
AUGGCUGAGCUCCGCCGAAAGCUGGUCAUCGUCGGUGACGGUGCCUGUGGUAAAACUUGUUUAUUGAUCGUUUUCUCCAAGGGAACGUUCCCUGAGGUCUAUGUCCCCACCGUUUUCGAGAACUACGUCGCCGAUGUCGAGGUUGAUGGAAAGCACGUCGAGUUAGCCUUAUGGGAUACGGCUGGUCAGGAAGACUACGACCGUCUCCGACCUCUGUCUUACCCUGACUCUCACGUCAUCCUAAUCUGCUUUGCUGUUGACUCGCCCGAUUCUCUGGACAACGUUCAGGAGAAGUGGAUUUCUGAAGUCCUUCACUUCUGCCAAGGCCUGCCUAUCAUCCUCGUUGGCUGCAAGAAGGAUCUGCGCUACGACGCAAAGACAAUUGAGGAGCUCCGCAAGACUAGCCAGAAGCCUGUCUCCCCUGAGGAGGGCGAGGACAUUCGCAAGAAGAUUGGUGCUUACAAGUACCUUGAGUGCUCAGCCAAGACGAAUGAAGGUGUCCGAGAAGUUUUCGAGCACGCUACUCGCGCGGCUCUGCUGUCUCGUAAAAGCCAGAAGAAGCACUCCAAGUGCUUAGUCCUUUAA